GACGACCGGGACGCUAGCGCCCCCUAGUGAAGUGUAUCAACGUCAUACUCAUCGCGCUCACACCAUUAGUCUAAGAAGCUGAAACGUUGACGCCAAAAGUUCCUGUUGCUUUGUCUUCUUUCGCUGUUAAGCAUCAUGUGUUCUUCAUCGAAAGGUUGUGUCUGGUGGUGGAUUGCGGCACUGAGUGUACUCGUUGAAAUAUUGGUCUUUACAGCCGCACAAAACGUUAAUGUUCAAUCUGGGCACGAGAGGAACGUUGCUCGAGGGAGACCUUGCAAUCAAAGUUCAGUUUGGAAAAAGAAAUACGGUGUUUGUGGAGGUGCUAUAAAUGGACGAAAGGAGAAAUAUACUUCAAAUGACGAGAACACAAACUGCAUACACACUGACGCUGGUGACCCACGCCCUUGGUGGACUGUGUAUUUAGCACCAAACAUCUAUAUUCACAAGAUCAACAUCUUCUCACGCUCUGACAAUAAGGAACGAAUGGCAAAAGUUUCUAUCUACUUGGAUGAAAGACUUUAUGACAAGAUCAAGGAUUGUGAUGCAACGAAUUGUAAAGUAGAGUACACUUGUAUCUUUAAGACAACGCAAGUUCAAAAAGCACAAAGUGUAACACUCGCAAACUAUGAAACAAAUCCUGAGAGUUUAAACAUAUGCGAGGUGGAAGUCUUCGCGUGCCAAAGCGAUAGGUAUGGUCUCAAUUGUGAAAAGAUAUGUGAUUCAAGGUGUAAACCUCUAGACGUCACCUGCGACAGAUUAACUGGUAGCUGUAUAGAGUGCAAAAACAACGAUGUUUGGGAUGAUAUAUGUGACCAGCCGUGUUCUGAAGAGUGCAAACGUCAAGACGUCACCUGCAACAGAAGUACUGGUGCCUGUAUAGAGUGCAAAAACAACGAUGUUUGGGGUGAUACAUGUGACCAGCCGUGUCCUGAAGAGUGCAAACGUCAAGACGUCACCUGCAACAGAAGUACUGGUGUCUGUAUAGAAUGCCCUGAUGGAAAGUGGGGAGACAACUGUACGGAUGUCUGUGGAGCUGGGUGUGAAGAGACCAACUGCCACUUGAACGGAACGUGUACAUGCAGGUCACACUGGAUGCCUCCAAAGUGUGAUGUUUGCAAGCAUGGAAAGUGGGGAGAGGACUGCCUGAAUGACUGUGGAGAGGGCUGUGAGGACGGAAAGUGUGACAUGACUAAUGGGCAUUGUAAAUGUAAAACAGAAGAACUGGUGGCGCCACUGUGUGGAGGUUGCAAUCCUGGCAAGUGGGGAAAAAACUGCGAGAAUGACUGUGGAGCUGGUUGUGAAGGUGAAACGUGUAACAAGGAUGACGGGACUUGUAACUGCCUACCAGGCUGGGGAAAGUCUGGUACACAGUGUGACGGUCGACCAUGCGAAUGUGGAGAAGAAUGCACAACAAGUAGAAAAUACAUUUUCGCUGAUGUUUCCCGUAAAGUAAACGUCGCAAUAGGUAAACCAUCAAAGGCAAGUACAAUUAAAAAAGUAGACAAUGAUGAUUCAUGCCUUGCCAAUGAUGGCUACUUAUCAACAUCAGAACUCACCACAUGUAUGUCUACUGCUGAAGGCGAUCCUGCUCCUUUCUGGGAAGUCGAUCUAGAGGAAAAGUAUGAACUUGCUGGAAUCAGCAUCGACUUUGACAAUGACGAUAAAAUGAAGAGGUCAGGAAUCAGCAUUUUAUUGGAUGGUAAAGAGAUUUUUGUUACCAAUGAUGAAACACCUGAUCCAGUUUAUAUUCCUAACAAUAAGAGAAGAAAAUGGACUGGACAAGUUUUGAAGCUGAGGAGAAAAGGUCGUCGUACAGAUCCACUAAUGAUAUGCGAAGUCGAAGUGUUCAAUUGCAUGCCAGGAUUUUAUGGCUAUGAAUGCGAAGGAAUCUGCGAGAAACCAGUUUGCGACAAUGGGAAAUUUUGCAGCCGUAUAGAUGGGUCAUGCAAAGAGACGGUUGAAGUUAAAGAGACCACUGACUGUUCUCCGUUGAUCCUUGUAGCGGGUUAUGUCGUUGGCUUUCUCAUCAUCUCACUCUUCAUCUUUGCUGCAAAAGUUAUUCCGUAUAAAAAGAAGCCUAAACGUGAAGCUGUGAAGAAGGAAGCUGAAGGUGAUAAAGUAGAGGGAAAAUCUGAAGGUGAUAAAGAAGAGGAAGGAGCUGAAUCUGGAGGUGAUAAACAAGAAGAAUCGCAAGCUGAAAGUGGAGAAACAAGUGAAACUAGAGAGAAAUAAUCUCAGGUGUAAAGGGGAUGACAAAACGUGUUACCUCUGAUGUGAGGACGUUUUCCUUGUUACAAUUGAUGCUGUGCUUAAAAAUGUUGCACAUAUUUUUAUGAAACAUAAAAUAGUGCCCGCGGGAUCUGAAAACUAAAUGCCGUUUCUCGAGUUCCCCAUUUUGCCCUAGGAGGAACAUCUUACUCUCGCUUCAUGACUUCGGCCCCUGUAGGCUAGUACUAUACAGAAAACAAUAGGGUGCAAGGUUUUAUAUCGUUUGUUGUUAUUCGGCUUAGUAUUAGCAUUUCAUGUUUACAUGGUUAGAGUCAAUUCUAUCAAACAUUAUUAAGUGCUAUUAUCGUUAAAGGUUAUUGUUUUAUAUAGUUAUUAUUGCAACUGUGUUUCUGUUUCCUCUUGCUUAUUAUAACAAACACACACACAGAAAGAGAGAGGGAGAAAGAGAGGAGGGGAGGAAAAUGAUCCCUCUAUUAUUAAGUUAUCACAGAUUCUUUUAUACGCGAAAAAGAACGUUGUAACACCAUAAAUCAUAACAAUCAUAUAAUCUCCCUAAGUAAAAUAAUCUUCCCAAGGCAAAGAUAACUCAAUAAUAGUCAACUUGAAUUGUUCAGUUAUGUAUGAUGAUGUUUAAAGAGGUAAAAUUAAACUGUUUGAUUGUCUAAUUAGUUAUCAAUAGCUAUAUAUAUAUAUGCUUCAAAUGAUUAUAUUUAUGGUCAAAAUAUUAACUUCGGUUUAUUUCUGGUCACUGAGAGUUCCUCAGAUUUUCUAAACAAAAUGUAGAUGGUGUCCAGAUUUGACCAUAUUGUCACAAAAAACAUUUUAUACCCAUACAUAAGGAACAAGUUUGAUGUGUAUGUAUGAGCAACAGUGAAAGGCAGCUAUUUCCAAACUAAUACAUCUAUGACAAAUUUGCUAUGCAAGUUGCAAGGCAGUGAACUAAGUUACUAUACCUAUAAAGUUGGAAAGUGCAGCUUCGAAUAUAUGUUUACAGAAAUAGUUUAGGUACUUGGAAAUGCUCCAAACAUAUAUUUGACAUCUCUUAAGCAGUCAGAAGGAGAAUGUCUGAGAGAAGAGCCCCGAAAAAAAUAAGGAAAUCAGAAGCAAACUCAUAGACAUGCACACUUCCAUUUGCAAUGCUACGAGAGAAAAAAAUUCUUGCUGUUUUGAAUUUUUGAUUAUAAUAUUGUUGAAAUAGUUGAAUUAAGUGGAUUAUUGAAUUCAUUUACAGUUUGAAAAGUUUUGUGACAUUAAUGUUGUCAAAAGGUUGAAAACGUUAAAAUAAAUGUCUUUCAUUGAAACGUU
Messenger RNA from Pomacea canaliculata, 3534 nucleotides. RefSeq names its product multiple epidermal growth factor-like domains protein 6. The coding region runs from base 136 to 2232 and encodes 698 amino acids. Lineage: Eukaryota; Metazoa; Mollusca; Gastropoda; Architaenioglossa; Ampullariidae. The transcript is spliced from 17 exons. The record is from RefSeq and is a predicted model, not a curated record.